Xyrichtys novacula (pearly razorfish) is the source of this 9294-nucleotide messenger RNA. NCBI's taxonomy places the organism in Eukaryota, Metazoa, Chordata, Actinopteri, Labriformes, Labridae. The record is from the annotation of a GenBank genome assembly.
CUCAUCUCUUUCCCUCGCGCCCGCCUGGCGUCUCAUUGGUUAAAUGGCCGGCUGUAUAUUUAUGUGAUUGGUCAGGGCGGGGUAUAUAUACUCAGCAUGGGUCGGUUAAAUCUGGCCACAAGUUUCAAAACUUUCAAACAGGGCAGACAGGCAGAGAGACAGUGAGUCGGACGGCCUGAGUGACGGCGGGGAAGAAUCGAGCUCUGGACAAACCGCUGCACCGCACUCUCCAAACAAGAACUGUUGUCUUUAGAGAAGGAGAAGAAGAAGAAGAAGGAGUGAAGAGAAGAAGAAGGAGAAGCAGAGUCAUCGUGGAUCUUUCUCAGGGGGAAUAUCCUGCACCACAACUUGUUUGUUUUCUCUCUCUCUUUCUCGUCUCUCCUUCCCCCUCCUCUCAGAUCUCCUCGAUGCUUUGCUUUGGGAUUUGUCCUCCAGAUCCGUUCAGCUCCUCUUCUCUCCAUCUGUCCCGCCGCGCUCAUCUGAAACAUUUUCAGCUGCUAAUUUUUUCCAGAACUUUACAACCCAACAAACUCACACAGACGUUUGCAGAAUCUCACUUGGACUAAAAAAGUUGAAUCCGAGCCCGGUUCUGGAAUGAAUUUAGCCGAGCCCAGCUUGUCCAGAGAGACUCUUCUGCAUGCAGGCCGCAGGAUGUCCCUUGGGGGCCCCUGGACGUCCGGGACCCCGAGCCCCGCGUCUGAUUCCGACAUGGGUUUUGAGCCGAAUCUCUCGGGGGACUGCAGCUCUCCUGAAGGCCUCGGAGCGGGGAGCAUGAGGAGGACGGAGCAGAGGAUUUCUCUCAGCUCAGGGGGGCAGAGCCCGGACCUGACCCAGGCGGGAGGAGUGUCAGCGGGCGCGGGCGAUGGGAAGGCCAUGGGGGGCGAGCAGAGGAUCCGCAGGCCUAUGAACGCCUUCAUGGUGUGGGCUAAAGACGAGAGGAAGCGGCUGGCCCUGCAGAACCCGGACCUGCACAACGCCGUGCUCAGCAAGAUGCUCGGUAAGACAGAAAAGUCUGAAACUUUGUUCUGGGUUUCAGAACUUUUAAACUUUCUCUUUAAACUUUAGUAGAGGGUCAAAUCUUCUAGAUCUUUUCCUGAAUUAACUUUUAUUUCUUCUUCUCAUGUGUUUUUGGAAAGCUCCUGGUGCCUCGGUCUCGAAAAAAGCAAAAUAAACCGAUAAAUAAUUUUAAAUCUGGAUCUAAUUUUCCAAUCGCAGCUUGAGGCGAGGAUUUUCUAGGACUAAUUAUUAUAUUUACCAACCCUUCAGAGUUGAAAAAGUCUCUUUUUACAUCUCAUAAAUGAAUAUUUGGUCUGUAUUAGUAACUGGAUACUGAGCGGGUUUGACUCCUAUUAUCCUAAUUCUUGUCAUCUGAGGCAUUUUGCUAAAAAAAAAACCUUAUUUUAACCAUUUCUUACCAAAAAUCUGCACAUUUAGGACUAAAAAUUUGCCCUCUUUUAAAUCUAAAUGCACAUUUUUCUUAAAUAACCAUGGUGCAUUCAUCAAAUAUGAGUUUAAAAGGAUGCAAUUUGAUCCUGCAUCAAAAUAAAUCCAUGUAAUCUGUAUUUUUGCAGGAUUUAUCUUGUUGUGCAUUCACAGGUCGACGUGCAAAAGUAUCCUCAGUGUGCUUCUAACACAGCAGGGGUAAAAAUCUCUGUGUGUGUCUUAUUCCCGCUCCUGUUUUUUUUAACACUCAGAGAAUUACAGAAGACGCGCCAAAGAGCACCCACACAGCCGCGCACACGCACACGCACACACACACACACACACACAAUACACACGCUUAUUAUUUUUGCCUGAGGGAAAAGCAAUAUUCUUGAAUUUCUUUCAAAAACACAAACACUUCAACCAAAAGUUUCUGUGAUUUAAUUUCAUUUCUGUUCAUUCCUUGUUAAUAUAAAGCUGAUGUGUUGCAGUUACAUGGAUGUUAUUAAAAUAAUCUUUAUGCAUCAAACCCUCUCUGAAAAAAUGAUUUGUAGUUUCCUCCGUCGCAGAGCAAAAAGAACAGAAAUCCAAAAUGUUCAGAGAAGCCUCCAAAAGCCGUCCUGAAGCGUAAAUCACUUCAGCGCCGUUUGUCAUGUCCUCGCUUUAUUCCAACCUUCACAGUUCUGUCAAAACAUGAAAUACACGGAGAUCAGAUGAACUCAAAGUGACUGAAACUUCAGUUCUUCUCAUGAACGUGAGAAACGAGAAACUGAAGAGUGUGAGGGAGACGAGGAGUUUGGAUAAAAGGACCUCCGGUUAAUUAUUUAGUCUUUGGCUGGAGAGACAGUUUGAUUCAUCAAUGAUUUACAGACGGGGCUGGAUUAACGCAGAUUAAGAUAGAUGCAGUUUUAAUGUGAGAACUAGAGUGCAAUAAUCGUCAACUUUAAGAGAAUCAUGAACACGUUUCUGCUUCUCUUCAAACUCAAAUCUGUUGGUGUAAGAAAAAGAGUGAAGCGGUGAUUACACUGUGCAUGAAGCCAACUUCACUUUUCUGAUUUUCUGUCAUCCUGAUGAAAAGUUCUCUUUUAAUCCAACUUGAAUUCACUCGACAUCAAACUUUAGCGUGAAGUUUCUGGAAGGACGCCGAAAUCUGCCGUUAUCGUCUGAACGUCUGUGACAGGCUGGCUGAAAGAUUCUGCAGUUUUCUUGUCAGUUAUAAAAAGUUCUACCAAGUUUUGUCAAAAUCUGAUUUAUACUUUUUUUUCUUUCUUUUAUUCGGAAUAAUGAACAACAUACGAACAUGUUGCGACAUGUCUCCUCACUGUCCCUGUUUUGAAUCAGGGUUUUGGUCGCUCACAGGCGAUGAUGCUCGAGUUGUUGAGGGUGAGAAAUGUAGUGUAAAAGCAGCUGGUUGUUGUUUUUCCUCCAGUAUUGCUCUCUGAUCGAAACAGACCAGUCAUAUUUUUGGGAGGACUAAAAAGGGGGGAGCGCUGAUAUCUCAAAGACAUCUAUUCAACUCUCAGCCACGUGGAUACCAACAGCGGACUUGGAAUUAGUGAACCUGGUCGGAACUUGUAUAGUCCAACAAGAUUAAUAACACUAACCCCUAAUUUCCUACACAUCCAGAACGGCUACGAAAAGGCUGUAUCCUCCGAUCGUAGCUGAUCGUAACCAUUCAAGUUAACGUGUCAAUUUACACCGACUUCUUUCUGUUCCGCUGUGGAUCGCCGGACUCUGCAGCUGAUCGCAUGAGUUCAAUUUUUUCCGGACGCCAGAGCAUGCCGGAUAACGGGCGGAGACGAACAAGUGAAAGGUUUUUAAAUGUCAUUUAAACCCGAUGACACCAUGGAUGAGAAGAUGCUGAUUCUAGAAGUCUAGAAGUAGAUUUCCUUCUCUGGAAGGACACAAUCUACUGAUUAUAUGUCUAUGUGUCUGUCUUUAUAGAGACGACUCGUUAUUGCGCGAUUCCGCAUGAAUCAGCGGGUUCUUGUGAGUUCUCGCAGUUCCGGUUGUCUGUAGUUUGUCUGUAGUCUACCGGAUCUCUUUGUGAGGCAAAUAGUCUGCCAUGAAAUUUGCCUCACAAACAGAUCCGGUAGGAAUACGGUGGGAAUGAGACAUUCCGGAUGCGGUGGAAAUUCGGGGUUAACCAAGUAAAGAACCCCAGUGCAGAAGUGGGUAGUUCUUGCAGUCCGCCUGGCACCAAGCAGCAUUUUUAUUUUGUCGUUUAUCCCCUCCUCCCAAAGCCAGACUAAAAGUUUGUGAUCUUGGUAUCUGUGAUUAAUUUUCUUCUUUUUGUAAUCCCUUCCAGGUCAGUCAUGGAAAGCCUUGAGCGCUGUAGACAAGCGACCUUUCGUUGAGGAAGCCGAGCGCCUCCGUGUCCAGCACCUCCAGGACCACCCAAACUACAAAUACAGGCCUCGCCGCAAAAAGACCACCAAGAAACUCAAGCGUGUCGAACCAGGGCUUCUCCUCCACAGUUUAGCCCAAGGGGGUGCCCCCGGCCUUGGAUUGGGACCUGGUAUGAACCCCUUGGGUGCUGAAAACAUCUCUGGUGGUUCUGCUUAUGGACACUCAGGUGCCCAUGGUGCACAUCACCACCACUCCCAUCAUCUGAUGCCUCCUCUUGGACACUUCAGGGACCUCCAGGCUCCAGGACACCCAGAGUUGGAGAGCUACGGCCUGCCAACUCCAGAGAUGUCUCCUCUGGAUAUCCUGGAGGAAGGAGCUGGAGAGUCCGUGUUUUUCCCCCAGCAUAUGCAAGAAGAGGCGGGGAUGGGGGGUUGGAGUGGGUACCACCACCACCACCACCUUCACCAUCAUAACCAACACUACGGCCACAACUACAACAACCACAGUCACCACAACUCCUUACAUGGUGCAGCACCUUACAGUCAGAGUCCGGGGAUGAGCGUUGGUGCGAGUCUGAGCUCCAGUUUGAGUCCAGGCAGGAGUUCCAGAGUUGACUCCAGGAUGAGUUCUGUUGAGGCAAAUAUGACCUCCAGGUUGAACCCUGGUCACCACAUUGCUUUAAGAAGUCCUGUAAAGCCCCCUCCACCUCCAUCUGACUCUCUAUCCCCUGUUUCUUACCCCCAACCCUCCAUCAGUCUUCCUGAACCUGUAAAAUCCCAACAAAUGUCUCACCAAACCACUGCGACUGUCGGCUACUUUGGCCAAAUGUACGGCAGCAGCACGCCAAACGCUGCCUACUACAUGCCCUCCCAGCUGGGCCAGCUCUCACCUCCACCUGAAACCUCCCCUUCCUCUUGCUCAUCCUCAUCCAUCCCUCCAUCAACCUUCGCUCCCCCGCUUCACCUAGAUCCUUCAAAUCCAGAGUCUUCUGGACAUUUAGGGUCCUCCUCAGCUGAGUUUUGGUCAGAGGUGGAUAGGCAUGAAUUUGAUCAGUAUGUCAACGUCGGGCGGAAUCGAGAGGACGCAUACGGACGCUGUGGGGGUGGGUCCAAAGUAGGGAACGGGCGCAGUAGCAGUAUUAUAGGCGGUGGUAUGAAUACUAGUAUAGUUAACAGGGAUGUUAGUAGUAUUUUAAGUAGUUCUGGGGGUUGUGACGAGUCCAGCAGUCCUCUUAUAUCUGCUCUUUCUGAUGCUAGCAGUGCCGUCUAUUACAGCGCCUGUAUCACCGGGUAGAUACUCAAACAUAGAGACGCCAUCUCUCACAAGUACCUCCAUCAUACUGCAGUUUGAUCUCACUUAAGUACAGUAAGUUUUGACUCAUACUUACUCAAACUUUAGGCCAAAUAACUCAACAUUUCAGUCGCUCUGUUCUGAGAUGGUCAGAUUCUGACUUUGUCUUAAAGUCCUGGUUGACGAUCUGAGGAGCAGUUGAAAAAAACCUGAACCAUUGAGGCAGAUUUGAAGAAAGCGUCCCACCCCCCCCACAAAAAAAAACCUCUGCUGUCUCGGCGUCUGUUUUCAGGACCAAAUCCUGGCGGAGCUUUCUCCACCACUCUAAGGAUGACCCGAUGUUUAUUCGAGCGUGUUUUUUUGCGUCCUUCUCCUGUAGCUAAGCUGCUAAGCUACUGUUUGCCGCUCAGAGCUCCGAGGAGGGCCGGGAGAGUGGGAGGGGACGAGUCGGAACUACGGGAGAGGGGUGUGUCGAAUACAGCGAGGUGAUUGGAUGGAGAGGCGGAGCAGGAGAUUGACCAAUAGGAGCUGUCCGGGAUGGAUGGCUCCCAUUGGUCAAUGUUUUUGCAGCCCUGCACCUGCUAGGGUGAACAGAUUUUUUCCGUUCUUUUUUCUCUUCACUUUGUGGAGAUGGCACUAUAGGACCAUGAUCGCCAUAGAAACAAGGUUCAUAAUAAUUACUUAUCUCUCCAAUCGUCAAUCAUGCCUUUAAACUCGCCCCUCUGAAACAGUUAAAAUGAGGAUAGUUGUUUGUUGUUAGUCUCUUUCCAAAGGUGCUAGGACUCUGUGUUAGCGUGUGAGACACUAACAGAGUAUUCAACGAUAGCUGGUCUCUUUUUUUCCUGUGCUACAAAGUCUGAAGGAUUCAGGGAUUAUGAACUUAGCAGAGACUUGCGGUUGGGAAGUCCUUAACCUUUAAUUUCAUCUCAUAUCAUUUUUCAAAUUUCAUCUCAGUGAACUCCCAAACGGAAAUAUGAGGACCAAACUUUAGCAACGGACCAAGAGAAAAAGAGACUCUAUGAAGGACUCUGUCCAGGCUCCAAACCUUUAGCCCUGUUUCGGGGAAAGCCUUGGCCACAGACCCGAAGCAGACCGCUGAUGUCUCCCACAAACUAUCAGAACGUUUUACAAGCCGGGUCGGGUUCUUCCCUGACCGUGAUAUUUGCUGUUCACGCUCCGCCUCGGUCCACAGCAGGGCCUCACGUUCGACUCGGUGCCAAAAUCUGCAAAUUUAAAGUUGGAAAGGAUGGAGACUUAAGGAUCACAUCACUUAGUAAAACACGAUCUCUCUCUCCAAACUUAUUAAGAGUAAUUUUGUUCAUCGGCUUCCACAUGUUCAGUAUUUUUGGAGCAAAUUUAGCGAAGAGGUUCAAGAAAAAUAAAAGCCCCAGACUUUAAUUCAACAUUCGCUAACGCUGGAUUAUACACCGGAGCCUUGGUGAGAUAUUUGAGCAGCGUUAUUACAGUCUGAUCUGUGGUUCACAAGGUUAUCUUGUUUUAGAAAUCUUGUUUUGUUGUAGCUGUUUACUGUAUAUAUAUAAAUAUAAAUAUUAAUGCCUCUGGGCAGGAUGUGAAGGAGAAGUCAAGACUAUGAAAUGUUCUCUUUGCACUGGGUUUAAUGUCUUAGCUGUAUAGAAGGAACACUACUAAUAAAGUCUAAAGUUUGGUUAUUUUAAGUUUGUUUGUUGUUGUAAAAAAAGAGACUGUGUUUGUAUUUUCUUUAAAGUUUAGGAUAUUUUAUGAAACAUGCUUUUUCACUCUCUUGCUUGAGUUCGAUCCCUCGUCUUUAAUUUCAAACUGGAGGUAAUUCACUUAGUUUAGCAUUCAGCAGAGAUCAGGAUUGGGUCUUUAAAGCUCCUGUGAGGAACUUUUCAGACCUAGUUUAAAGCCCCUUACAGUAGCUUUAAUUUUAGCUGUCUUCAAAAUGGAAAAGACCGCUCAACAGUGACUACUACUUAAAAAUGUUGAAUUUUACAGUUUCAAAAUUAGAUCUUUUAUUAAAUUGUUUUUCCAAUUAAUGGAUUUACAUUUUUGGUUUUAAAUCUAAAAUCUGUGUAUUCCAGUAUGAUACUAAUUAAAGGUACAGUGUGUCAAUUUUAGCAGGUCUAAAAUCUGAUUGCUAAAUAAUAGGACAUUUUCAUCUUUCCACACACUGUACCCUUAAUCGUAAAGUGGAAUUUUAAAAGGGAAGUAGGAACUUUUAUCCAAACUGGCUGUUUCCUGUUUCAGUGUUGGUGCUAAGCUAGGCUAACUGCUUCCGAACUCCAGGUUUCAGCGUAGCGCAUUCAGCAGGAGUGAAAAGGCGAAUUUUGAAAAUGUUGAAGUUUAUUUCUCUCACUAAAACUUCCCUCCUUGAGUUUUUUCUUUAUUAAUAUUUAAAUAACUGGAAAUUGAAAUUGAAUCGUGUUUUAUCAGAGCUGAGAAAUUACAAACCCAACAGUUGUCGGCACUGUGGAGGCCUCUCUGGACGUGUUUCUGGAGCAUCAAUCCUGGAAUAUUUCCGUCUACAGAAGGAGCUGAAAACAGAAGUUUUUCUUAAAGGCUUCAUUCUUCAUCUGUUGUGCAUUAGUCCUACAGACAAUACUUUUUUUCUUUUUUUUUAGGGGAAACAGUAGAAGAAAAUCGAGAUCAUCUUGUAUAGUGAAACCAGUUAUAUUUACCACACUCUUCUUUGUGGUUAAAAGAGAGAAAGAGUCGAUUUUUCCGAGCAUUUCCUCCUGAGGAUGGAGCCACAGAGAAGCAGCAGUUCAAGGAAAGUAUUAAAAAAUACUUUUACAUCUGCAUUUGACAUUCUUCUCUGUUGACACCAAACUGAGUCCUCUUUCCAUUUUAAUUUACUGUGACACACAAAGAACAUCAGAGAGGCGGCUCGUUUUUUUGUUUCGGUUGUGCAAUAACUCUCAGGCUUUUGGUAAUAAUUAUCCGAGGGAAGAAAAAAUUGGGAUCAAAUCAAAGGAUAUUUUCUCAGCAGUCAUACAAUGACAAAUUAAAAGCAUGUUUUCCAAGAAGUGUCACUGCGGCGCUUCUAAAUCUGUCUGUCAGGGAUUAUAAUUGUGUUUUCUGUAGUAAAUGGUUUUGUUUGUGUUUAUUUUUUGAAUAUGUGGGCCGGCUGUAAAUGGAUCUGUUCUGUUUUUAAAGAUAAUUUUACAAAAUAAACACAUCUGAGAAUGCACUUUGGGUCUGCGAGUUUCUGAUUUUCACAACUGUGAAUAAAUUAAGUGCAAAAUAAAUCCAAAUGUUUGUUCAGAUUUGGUUUUAAAAGAGAGAGAAGAAGAGACAUACAUAACUUCAUACAUAAAGUUCUGAUUUGUCACAUUAAUUAUUCAAGAGAUCCUUUUGUGAGACGCUCAUGGUUUGGACUUUGUUCACAGGAUGGAGCUUCUUUUAAAAAUCCGCUGUUUUCCAUCAAGAAAACUAAAUCAGAUUCAGCGAAGCGCGGAAUAAAGUCGGUCGUUUUAUAACCUUUAAAGAUCUGUCAAGGUUUAACACUUACCAGCUCGACUCUUCAGCUGUUGUUCGAACAAAAUCUCAAACAGCUGGAGAACCGAGAUGUUCACCAACAAGAGCAGCCAACAAACGGAGGAGUUCAGGAAUCGUUGGCCCCAAAAAAACGAUUAUUUUUUCUCACGAAAAAAUGACGAUCAAAGUCUCAACUUCGCUGCCUCACAACCUGAAAGUCAGAUUCUUAGUCGUAUUCUGGAUGAAACAUCGCCACCUUUACGAUGUGUCAAUAGGAGAUGACCACGACUGACUAAAGGAGGAAGUGUCGGUGAGAAUUACAGACUGGCUCGUUUUGAUUGGUCAGGUAUCUUUGUGUAGUCUCUUAAAGUCGCAAAUCUUCGCCUUUGUGAUCGCCGAAGGAGGAAAAGACUAGCAUCGUGAUACUUGACGAUUUUCAAAAGUUUGAUUAAAAGGCAGCAUUAGUUGAUUCCUACUUUAACCUCACUUUACUCACCUGUCCCUCACCCCCAAUUUUCACCGUACGCCAAUUCCUUUUGUGAGGGGAAUUUCGUGGCAGAUUACAGACAGCAGGAAUCGCGAGAAAUUACAAGAACCCGCAAAUUCAUGUGCAAUCGUGCGAUAACAAGUUGUCUUUAGCCACAUCAAGAUCACAAACUUUUAGUCUGGCUUUGGGAGGAGGGGAUAAACGACAAAAUAAAAAUGCUGCUUGGUGCCAGGCGGACUGCAAGAACUACCCACUUCUGCACUGGGGUUCUUUACUUGGUUAACCCC